Molecule: messenger RNA, 1158 nt
Organism: Rotaria sordida
Lineage: Eukaryota; Metazoa; Rotifera; Eurotatoria; Philodinida; Philodinidae
Source: the annotation of a GenBank genome assembly
AUGGAACUUAUCGCUGGUCAUGUAUUAUUUAGGCAUGGAGAGCGAACACCUGUUAAAACAUUUCCAACAGAUCCAAUACAAGAAAAAGAUUGGCCUAAUGGUUUUAAUCAAUUAACGAUUGCUGGUAUUGAACAACAAUAUCGUCUUGGGAAAUAUCUUCGUAGUCGUUAUAAUUCAAUCCUUAGUACAAAUUAUGUUACUAGUGAGAUUUAUGUUCGUUCAACUAAUUAUAAUCGAACAUUAAUAUCAGCUCAAUCAAAUCUUAUUGGUCUUUAUCCAUUGUACAAUAUUUUGCAUGAUAAAAUUCCAAUUCAUACUGUAUCAAUAGAACAAGAUUUUUUACUCGGUAUUAAUAAUUGUCCGAGAUAUGAUCAAAUUCAAAACGGCACUUAUCAAAGUGAUGAAUUUAAAAAUAUGAAUACAUAUUAUGAUCCUUUCUUUAAAAAACUUCAAAUAUGGACAAAUAUAACUGAAAUUACUAUGUUUAAUGCUUUGGAUAUUGCUGAUACAAUUUUUUUUGCACAUAUUUACAAUAAAACACCAGCAUGGGCUGAUGAAAAUGUUCGAAAAAAUUUAUCUAAUAUUCAUGAUCUUUCGUUUCAUUUUCUUUAUUUAAAUAAUGAUAGUAAACGAAUACGAGGAGGUCCAUUGAUACAAGAUAUUUGGAUAAAUAUGAAUAAUUCAAGUCGUGGAGGAACAUAUCGAAAACUUAAAAUGUAUUCAGCUCAUGAUACAACAGUUAGUGCAGCUCUUGCUUUUCUUGGUAUUAAUUGUCCACAGCAACCAUCAUAUGCAUCAGCAUUAUUUCUUGAUCUUUAUAAACGAAGUUCAACAUAUUAUAUUAAAGUAGAAUAUUUAAAUGUAACAGAUUCAAAUAAACCUUAUCCGUAUCUAUUAGAUAGUUGUCCAACAUUGGAAUGUCCGUUAGAUACGUUUACAGCUAUAUAUAGAACUCGUUUUCCAGCAAGUGCUGAAGUUGAAUGUGCGAUAAUAGUUCCACCAAAUGAUGGAAAUAAUAAGAAGAUGACAAUAAUUUUGAGUGUUGUUGUUUUUGGUCUUGGUAUUAUUAUCAUUAUAAUAUUUGGGUAUUUCUAUUUACGAAGAAUAGAUCGUGGUACACCUCUUUUAUCAACUGAAUCCCGUUCACAAACAGAUUGA